Danio aesculapii is the source of this 1425-nucleotide messenger RNA. RefSeq names its product maternal embryonic leucine zipper kinase (gene melk). Gene Ontology annotation, molecular function: ATP binding; tau-protein kinase activity; protein serine/threonine kinase activity. Gene Ontology annotation, biological process: intracellular signal transduction; microtubule cytoskeleton organization; protein phosphorylation. The transcript has 14 exons. Gene Ontology annotation, cellular component: cytoplasm. NCBI's taxonomy places the organism in Eukaryota, Metazoa, Chordata, Actinopteri, Cypriniformes, Danionidae. The record is from RefSeq and is a predicted model, not a curated record. Bases 223 to 1425 code for a protein of 400 amino acids.
GGGAAAUUCAAAUUUUAAAACAUGUUCAAAUUGUUUUGGUAGUUCAAGUUGUUAUUUUGUCGCAUUAAAAAAACAUUCGAAGUUUUAAGUAAAAAAGUAACCGAUUGUCUGUAUUCAUCCUUAAACUGUACGUUCUUUGUUGUUUCGAGUUCGUUUUUAUCGGCGUUUUAAAGACUAACUUAACGUUAUCAUUGGAGCUCAGUUGGUGUAUGUGUAUUCAGUAUGCCAGUAGACAGCACUUCUGAACUCCUCAAGCACUAUGAGGUUUAUGAAACCAUUGGCUCAGGUGGGUUUGCUAAGGUCAAACUUGGCAGACACAAACUGACAGGAGAGAAAGUGGCUAUCAAAAUAAUGGAGAAGAAAGACCUUGGGGAUGAUCUGCCCAGAGUAAAGAUAGAGAUUGAGGCAAUGAAGAACCUCAGUCAUCAACAUGUAUGUCGUCUCUACCAUGUCAUUGAAACCACAAGCAAGAUCUACAUGGUGCUUGAGUACUGUCCUGGAGGAGAACUCUUUGAUUACAUCAUUGCUAAAGACCGGUUAUCAGAGGAAGAGACUCGAGUGUUUUUCCGCCAGAUCAUCUCUGCGUUGGCCUAUGUUCAUAGCCAAGGUUAUGCCCAUCGAGACCUCAAACCUGAAAACUUGUUGAUUGAUGAAGAUCAUAACCUAAAACUCAUUGACUUUGGCCUUUGUGCCAAGCCAAAGGGUGGUUUGGGUUUUGAAUUGCUGACCUGUUGUGGCAGUCCAGCAUAUGCAGCUCCAGAGCUCAUUCAGGGCAAGGCUUACAUCGGCUCUGAGGCUGAUGUUUGGAGUAUGGGUGUAUUGCUUUAUGCACUACUGUGUGGUUUUCUACCAUUUGAUGAUGACAAUUGUAUGGUUCUCUAUAGAAAAAUCACAAGAGGCAAAUACAGCAACCCACACUGGCUUUCACCUUCUAGUAUUCUGCUUCUAAAUCAAAUGAUGCAGGUGGACCCAAAGAGGCGUUUGACAGUGAAACAUUUGCUUAAUCACCCAUGGGUUAUGAGGGGAUACAGCACACCAGUGGAGUGGCACAGUAAACAUCCCUUUGGUCAUAUAGAUGAAGACUGCAUCACAGAAAUGGCGGUGACGUUCAAACAGUCCAAACAACGAACUAUCCAGCUUGUGUCUGAGUGGAAGUAUGAUCAAAUAACAGCAACCUACCUUUUACUGCUGGCUAAGAAGCGUCAAGGCCGUCCAGUGCGUCUGAGGGCUGAAUGCCCCGUGAUUGACAUCAUGUAUUCUCCUUUACAGGACAUGCAACUGAAGAAGAGUCUACGCUUCACUGAGAAUGAUGAUGGUGUUCACCCAGUGGUGCUCGGCUCUAUGGUCUUUACCAUCAUUGGAGUCCUUCUGGCGGGCUUUCAUGUAUCUUCCACCGAGGAGAGGCUUCCGUCCACUCUGCCAUAA